This is a messenger RNA of Castor canadensis (American beaver), 1432 nucleotides long. The record is from RefSeq and is a predicted model, not a curated record. Lineage: Eukaryota; Metazoa; Chordata; Mammalia; Rodentia; Castoridae.
GGAAAACUUAUCCAUUUCGGGGAGCAUUUCCACCUGUGUGGAACCCCAUCGCAUAUCUGGAUUACAACAACCUGUGGCGAACAAUGGAUAACAUGGGAAAGGAGAUUCCAGCUGAUGCACCGUGGCAGGCCCCUCAUGCUGAAGAAUGGGACAAGAUGACCAUGAAAGAUCUCAUUGAUAAAAUCUGCUGGACAAAGACUGCUAAGGAGUUUGCUUCUCUUUUUGUGAACAUCAAUGUGACCUCUGAGCCCCAUGAGGUGUCUGCACUAUGGUUCUUGUGGUAUGUGAAGCAGUGUGGUGGCACUACUCGGAUAUUCUCAAUCACCAAUGGAGGCCAGGAACGGAAGUUUGUAGGUGGAUCUGGUCAAGUGAGUGAGCGGAUUAUGGACCUCCUUGGGGAUCGAGUGAAGCUGAGCCGUCCUGUCACCUAUAUUGACCAGUCAGGUGACAACAUCAUUGUAGAGACACUGAAUCAUGAACUGUAUGAGUGCAAAUACGUAAUUAAUGCCAUCCCUCCGACAUUGACUGCCAAGAUCCACUUCAAACCAGAGCUUCCACCAGAGAGAAACCAGUUAAUUCAGCGUCUUCCAAUGGGGGCUAUCAUUAAGUGCAUGAUGUAUUACAGGGAAGCCUUCUGGAAGAAAAAGGAUUAUUGUGGCUGCAUGAUCAUUGAAGAUGAAGAAGCUCCAAUCGCAAUCACUCUGGAUGACACCAAACCAGAUGGAUCGGUGCCUGCCAUCAUGGGCUUCAUACUUGCUCGGAAAGCUGAUCGACUUGCUAAGCUCCAUAAAGAAAUAAGGAAAAGGAAAAUCUGUGAGCUGUAUGCCAAAGUUCUGGGAUCUGAAGAAGCUUUACAACCAGUGCAUUAUGAAGAGAAGAACUGGUGUGAGGAGCAGUAUUCGGGGGGCUGCUACACGGCCUACUUCCCCCCUGGGAUCAUGACUCAAUAUGGAAGGGUGAUUCGACAGCCAGUGGGCAGGAUUUACUUUGCUGGCACAGAGACUGCCACGCGAUGGAGUGGCUACAUGGAAGGAGCAGUCGAGGCUGGAGAACGGGCAGCUAGAGAGGUCUUGAAUGCUCUGGGGAAGGUGGCCAAGAAAGACAUAUGGAUUCAAGAACCUGAAUCUAAGGAUGUUCCACCAAUUGAAAUCACUCAUACCUUCUUGGAGAGAAAUCUGCCUUCUGUGCCUGGCCUGCUGAAAAUCAUUGGUGUUUCCACCUCUAUAACUACCCUCUGGAUUAUAUUGUACAAACUCAGGCUGCUCCCACGAUCCUAAAGUUUUACCCUCUGUCUUCCUGCUUACUCGUCCUUAGCACUAUCACCAACAAAAAGAAAAUGUGGACGAAUUACAAGCUGUGUCAUUGGGCCAUUUAAGUGCACUUGAUUUAGCCCUCCUUAGAUUAAUCUCAGUGUGUUAAAAACAACCCAAAG